AUGUUCUUCAGCAAAGUGCCAAAAACGAUUAAAAAAGCAUCCACUCACAGCAUUGUGCUGCAUCUCAUCCUUUAUGUGCUGCAUGUCAUCGUUUAUGUAAUUUAUGUGCUGCAUGUCAUCGUUUAUGUGCUGCAUGUCAUCGUUUAUGUGCUGCAUGUCAUUGUUUAUGUGCCGCAUGUCAUCCUUUAUGUAAUUUAUGUGCUGCAUGUCAUUGUUUAUGUGCUGCAUGUCAUUGUUUAUGUGCUGCAUGUCAUCCUUUAUGUGCUGCACGUCAUCGUUUAUGUGCUGCAUCUCAUCCUUUAUGUGCUGCAUGUCAUCGUUUAUGUGCUGCAUGUCAUCGUUUAUGUGCUGCAUCUCAUCCUUUAUAUGCUGUAUGUCAUCGUUUAUGUAAUUUAUGUGCUGCAUGUCAUUGUUUAUGUGCUGCAUGUCAUCGUUUAUGUGCUGCAUCUCAUCCUUUAUAUGCUGUAUGUCAUCGUUUAUGUGCUGCAUCUCAUCCUUUAUAUGCUGUAUGUCAUCGUUUAUGUGCUGCAUCUCAUCCUUUAUAUGCUGUAUGUCAUCGUUUAUGUGCUGUAUGUCAUCGUUUAUGUAAUUUAUGUGCUGCAUGUCAUCGUUUAUGUGCUGCAUGUCAUUGUUUAUGUUCUGCAUCUCAUCCUUUAUAUGCUGCAUGUCAUUGUUUAUGUUCUGCAUCUCAUCCUUUAUAUGCUGCAUGUCAUCGUUUAUGUGCUGCAUGUCAUUGUUUGUGUGCUGCAUGUCAUCGUUUAUGUUCUGCAUCUCAUCCUUUAUAUGCUGUAUGUCAUCGUUUAUGUAAUUUAUGUGCUGCAUGUCAUCGUUUAUGUUCUGCAUGUCAUUGUUUAUGUUCUGCAUGUCAUCCUUUAUAUGCUGUAUGUCAUCGUUUAUGUGCUGCAUCUCAUCCUUUAUAUGCUGCAUCUCAUCCUUUAUGUGCUGCAUGUCAUCCUUUAUGUAAUUUAUGUGCUGCAUCUCAUUGUUUAUGUGCUGCAUCUCAUAAUUUAUGUCAUUUAUGUGCUCCAUCUCAUUGUUUAUAUAAUGUAUGUGCUGCAUCUCAAUGUUUAUGUGCUGCAUCUCAUUGUUUAUGUGCUGCAUCUCCAUGUUUAUGUAAUUUAUCUCCAUGUUUAUGUAAUUUAUGUGCUGCAUCUCAUUGUUUAUGUAAUUUAUGUGCUGUAUCCCAUCAUUUAUGUGCUGCAUUUCAUCGUUCAUGUAAUAUAUGUGCUGCAUCUCAUCGUUUAUGUGUUGCAUCUCAUCGUUUAUGUAAUUUCUGUGCUGCAUCUCAUCAUUUAUCAAGGUAAUGUCUGGCAGCCAUCUAGACAGUGGAAGAUGGACUCCAGACGGUUUCCUCAGUCUUCGGAGUGA
Molecule: messenger RNA, 1368 nt
Organism: Cyclopterus lumpus (lumpfish)
Lineage: Eukaryota; Metazoa; Chordata; Actinopteri; Perciformes; Cyclopteridae
Product: dynein heavy chain-like
Exons: 3
Coding region: 1-1368 (455 amino acids)
Cellular component (GO): membrane
Source: RefSeq, a predicted model, not a curated record